GAUCAGUACACCAAAACCUUUGUGUUGGUAUAAGCGGAACAGCUGACGAAUACUGAAAACUAAAAGAUGUUGUUUAUUAAGUAAAUUAGAACUUUAUAGAUCGAUGAUAUUAAUGAUUAAGAUCUGGAAGAAAGUGUUAUUAAGUGUAUUAUCGGUGUAAAUGGUUUUUGUUGGUUGUUAAGGGUGGCACAGCCUGAAGAACUUAUGACCAAACGUAAGAAAAUGGCGGAUGAUUCAAAAUGUAUAAAAAUAAAUUUAUCUUUGGAUCAAGAUGACACGAAUCAAGCUGUCGCUUACACCAAAGCGACUUGUUCGCCUUUGUACAAGGAAACUGAAUCUCUAAAUAACGCCUCUGUUUUAAGUGGCUCUCAGACUAACUUAUACAACGGCUCGUCGUCGAUAACCAUCAACAGCGGGGGCGCGUUGAGAAAAGUACCGAAUAGCAGUCCCAGUAAUCACAAAAGACCGAUGAUAUCGUUAACGCAUUUACCGAAAAGACCUCCGGUCGAUAUUACCUUCAACGAUUUAUCCUAUUCGGUAUCGGAGGGUAGAAAAAGGGGGUACAAGACGAUUUUGAAAUGCAUCAGCGGAAAAUGCAAGUCUGGCGAAUUGACGGGAAUCAUGGGACCUUCGGGAGCCGGUAAAAGCACAUUGAUGAACAUUUUGGCCGGUUACAAGACAUCAAAUCUCAGCGGUCAAGUGAAAAUUAACGGUAAAGUGAGAAAUUUGAGGAGAUUCAGAAAAAUGUCUUGUUAUAUAAUGCAAGACGAUUGCCUAUCACCUCACCUAACAGUUAAAGAAGCCAUGAUGGUAUCCGCCAAUCUCAAAUUGGGUAAAACCGUGACUCUAUCAGAAAAAAAAGUCGUCGUCAAUGAAAUACUGGAAAAUUUAGGACUGCAGAGUUGCCUCGACAUCACCUCUUCAAAUCUAUCCGGCGGUCAAAGAAAAAGAUUAUCGAUCGGUCUUGAAUUGGUUAAUAAUCCACCAGUUAUGUUUUUCGAUGAACCCACCAGCGGUUUGGAUAGUUCUUCGUGUUUUCAAUGUCUCUGUUUACUAAAAUCGCUCGCCGGAGGGGGGAGGACGAUCAUCUGUACCAUCCACCAACCAUCCGCUAGACUCUUCGAAAUGUUCGAUCACCUCUACAUGUUAGCCGAAGGACAAUGCAUUUAUAGAGGACCCGUAAUAGGACUAGUACCAUUUCUAUCCAGCAUGGGUCUCAACUGUCCCGGUUACCACAACCCAGCCGAUUACGUUAUGGAAGUGGCGUGCGGGGAACACGGUGAUUACGUACAAAAAUUAGUUAUAGCCGUAAACGCCGGUAGAUGUAAUCAAUUCGCAACGCCCGAUCACAGAAAUAGUAAGACCGUAUCCAACGAUAUCGUCAAAGAUAUUGGACAUUGCAAAAAUACCACAGGAGAUGUGAUUACUGUGCCAAAUGGUUCCGCCAAAUCCGCAACUCCCACAACGCCCGUAACUUGCACCACAUCGCUUUUAGAUUCGUCCGAGAAUCUAUCGCCUUCGGAAAAAAAUGGUUUUUCGACGACUGGUCUUCAACAAUUUACAAUUUUGCUCAAAAGGAGUAUGUACAUGAUUUUAAUGGACAAAACUCUGACUAGAAUGAGAAUAGUGUCUCAUUUUGUGAUAGGGUGUCUCAUAGGCCUAAUCUAUUACGACAUAGGACAAGACGCUGCUAAAGUUACUAGUAACGCAGGGUGUUUAUUCUUCUGCGUCAUGUUUAUGAUGUACACAGCCAUGAUGCCGACUAUUUUAACUUUUCCGCUAGAGAUGUCUGUAACUAUUAGGGAACACCUGAAUUAUUGGUAUUCCCUGAAAGCCUAUUACAUGGCGAAAACUUUGGCCGACAUACCGUUUCAGAUUGUAAUGACCUUGUGCUACAUUAUAGGCGUCUACUUCAUCACAUCUCAACCUUUAGAUGCCACUAGAUUCGGUAUGAUACUGUUAGUGACGGUACUGAUAGCGUUGGUAUCACAAAGUUUUGGAUUACUUAUUGGUGCUGCUUUCAAUAUCGAGGGUGGAGUAUUCCUCGGACCGAUUUCCACCAUCCCCAUGGUACUUUUUUCGGGAUUCUUCUCGAAUUUAAACGACAUUCCUUUCUAUUUGAGGUGGUUACCGUAUUUGAGUUACCUCAAGUACGGUUUCGAAGCUUGUAUGAUAGCAAUAUAUGGUAUGGAUAGGCCUAAAUUGGCGUGUAACAUUGAUUACUGUCAUUUCAAAUAUCCCAAGAAAUUUUUAGAACAAAUGUCGAUGAGCGGCGAUAUGGAAAGUUACCUCAUCGACGUCGGGGUAUUAGGAGGACUCUUCAUUUUCCUCAGGAUAGUGGCGUAUUUUAUGCUUCGGAUCAAGUUGAUGCAAAAUCGGUAGAUUUACAUUUUUUUUUUAUUUCAAAUACAGUCAAGUAUUAUAAAUAGAUCGUGAGAUUUGCCCAAAAACAGCGAAAAGUAAAAUAGAUACUCAAUUUUGUAUUUUUUUUUUUCAAAAUUUUUACGAAAAAUAUUUAUCGUAGAUCGAUCAGUUUUCAAAUUAGUUAAAAAUACUCAAAAAUAGAAAUUUUAAUCAUGUAUUUCCAAUUUUUAAUUGUGCAAAUUAAAGAGUUUCAUUUCGUUAAUAUAAACAUUAUAUUAUUGAAAUUCAGUAAACAAAGACUGAUUCGUCUAGUACACCCCUGUAUCACAAUAAAAAAUGGACGUUGAUGUUCUAACAGUUUUAAUCUAAAAAAAAUCCCAGCAAACCAUGUAUUUACCCAAGAAAAUUGUAUACCACCCAAUGGGUAAAUCAAUUUUGAAAACUCCCGGUAUCCUAUGGUGCCAAUGCCAAUUUAGAUACUUAAUUAACCCUACUUGAGAUUUUACACAUUCCAAAAUCUAAAAUAUCACAAUUUUUGCAGCUAAACAGUGUUAAACCGAAUAAAUAAAAUCAAAUCUUUUACUGACAUUUUUAUAAAAAGUUUCAAUGCUGCUCAAAUCUAUUUUCAAUUAUUUGCCAUAUCUGUCUUAUAUACAUUGUUUUUCAUAAUUAAUUUUUAAUAUCUUUGCUAUAAUAUUUCGAUUGAAUUAUUUUUUUAUUAUUUUUAUUAAUAUGGCAAGUUAAAUUGAUUAUUAUUCUUAAAAAAUACUCAUAAAACUGAUCGAUUUCCUUUAAAUAUUAUUCCUACUAAUGUUUUGUUAUUUUUUUAAAAAAUAGAUAAAUUUUUAACAGAAACCAUAAUGGAAAGAUUCAGUAUUAAAAUAAUGUUGAUAAUAUAGGAACUACUGCAGACAGUGAAGCCAACUGAGAGAAAAUGUUUCCCCAAAUCUAUUUGAAAAUCCCCUAAAUUUAACAAUAAAAUGCCCUAAAUUUGAAAUUGAUUAUUAAACGAUUUUGGAACUAUUUAGUCGUAAAUAUCAUCAUAAUAAAUACUACAAAUUUCAACUCGUAAGGGUCUUUUAUCAAAUUAUUUUCAAACUGUUAUAUUUUUUUACUAAUUGAAAAACAAUUUAUUUCUGUUAAAAUCUAUUUUAACAACUUUUCUCUAGGACUAUAUAUAUAAUACUAUAUAAUAUAUAGUAUUAUAAUACUCAAGUUGGCACCACUGUUUAUACAAAUGAUUCAAUCGGAAACAGCACAUUUUUUUAACUUUCCAUAAAAUAUCAAAAAUAUUUAUUUUUAUGAAAAAUAAAGAAAAAAUCAAAAAUUUACUGGAAUAUCUAUUUUAAUUUUUAAAUUAAAUUAUCUAUCAUGAAAAUACUGUUGCAGUAUUUUGUACAAAUAAUCAAUUUGCACUACAUAAGAUGUAUACAGUCCGACUCAUUUAUAUUGCACAAAAAACAAGAGCUAAAGUUAUUCACAAAAUUUGCGCCCUUUAAUUUGGUACAAAUUUUUUUUUAAUAACUUCAGAUUUGACGUGUAUAUUUACAAUUUAAAUGAGUUUGUAUGUAUGGUACAUUUUUAUUAUCAUACCAUUUGUUUAAUCCGUACCUUAUAAAAAACACAUCACUAGUUUUAAGAAGGAAUAGUCUGGGUCAUUUUCAAUCAUAGCAAUGGCAAAAUAAAAAAAAAACAAUAUAGAAAUAGUCGUAGAAAUAAUAUAGUUUACACCUUCGACGAAAAAGUCACAAGAAUGAUAAUAAAUAGAAUCAAUCAUAAAAUACAAAAAAAAUUGUAAAUCAAAUUUAAUUUGACUUUAUAAUAUAAACAUAACGAAUUUCAAAUUUGAAAAAAGAUAUUUUUUCAGUGUAGUUUUUUUCUUUUCGAAGAAAUAAGAUAUUGUGCAAAAUUUCAUGAUUCUGUUUAUUAAAAUUUAUGAAAUGAAUGAUAAUGAAGAGACUAUUUUUUAAAAAACAUUUUAGGUGCAAUUGAAAGGAAGCAUCGUCUUCGAAAUUACAUUAAAAUGGUUCUUUUUGUACCAAUCAACAUUAUUUACUAUAUAAUUUUAUAUAUAAAUCUAUAUUUGUAUUGAUUUAAGGAUGAAUACCCAUCAAAUUUUUAACUAAAUCUUCAAAUUAUUGAAAAACGAAUUUGUCUAAAUUUCAUACCUGAUGAGAAAUUCUUACACAAAUGCAAAAAAGUUUGGCAACAGUGCAAGUUAUUUGUACUUCUCACUCGAUUAAAGUAACAUUGAAAAAAAUUAAUUAAUUAACAUUAGAAGAGAUGAUGUUAAGGAAUUUUCACGAUGUCGCCCCAACACCCGAUGUUAACAUACAGAGACGAAACGAUCAAAAGAAUGAAUAGAACCCGAAAAAACCGGGGCCGAAUCAAGGGUAUGAUCAAAAUUUGUUUCUAAAAUAUUUUUGAAUUAAAAGAAGAAAACAAUCCAAGGGGCAGAAUCAACGACCUUAGAAUUUAGUUUCAAUUUUUUAAGAUUCAAAGUAGUACCGAAUACCCCAAACAGGUAAUAAUGACUUUGAACCAACCCCUGUACAUAUUAAAUCUGUCAAAUCUAAUUUUUUUCGAUAAAUAAACGUGUGACAACGAUCCGCAGAAUCAACGAGCUUAGAAUAUAACUUCAAUUUUUUAAGAUUCAAACUAGUACUGAAUACCCCAAACAGACUAAAAUGAUUUUGAACCAACCCCUGUACAUAUUAAAUAUAUCAAUUCAAUUUUUUUUUUGAUAAAUAAACGUGUGAAAAUGAUCCCAGGAGCAGAAUCAACGAACUUAGAACAAAACUUCAUUUUUUAAUACAUAUAAAGUAGUCCUGUAUACCUUAAACAGAUAAUAAUGAUUUUGAACCAACCCCUGUACAUAUUGAUUCUGUUGAAUCUAAUUUUUUUCGAUAAAUAAAUAUCUGAUGAUUAUUUAGGGAAGAAUAAAUGAGAUUUAUCAAUUAUUUUCAUUAUAUAAAGUGCUAAAGUGAUCACAAAAAUUGAAUCUUAUCAAUCGAUAUUAUCUAAUUAAUAUCAUUUUUAUGGUAUUUUAGUAACCAAUUUUGACUAAAGCCUAGUAUCGAGCAUGGAUAUUACAUAUUCGAUUUAUUAUUAUGACCAAAUCCAUUGUUCAUUUAUAUUGAUUUAAGAUUUGUAUCAAUUCGAAAUGGAUUUAGUUUUUCUUCAAUAAUUCAUCAAAGUUUUUACACAAAUAUCUUAAGAAAAUAAAAAAUGUCAAUCAAUAUAAAUAAAAUUAAUUAAAUAGCAAUACCACGGUGCCAAAUAUCUUCUAAGAAUAUCUCAUCUGUUAUAUCCGAUCCAAACUAUCGCGAGGCGUCUCUCAGGUAAUCUUGACACGAAUUAAGGCGGCAGGAGUACCAGCCAUCCUCACUCUCGAUUUAAACAGUUGCCCGCUACGUCCACUACAAAACGGACGUGAUUCAAGAGAAUUAUAUACUUUAUAUCCCUACCGAUAUUAUAAUUUCUUAAUUUAUGUUACCUAACUAAAAAAAAAAGUCAAAAUAGGGAAAACGCCCAUAAAACCGACAGGGACACGAGAGGACACAACAGACCUGUCCUCACUUUCACACUCGCGUUUCCUCGUAAAGAGUUUGAGGGAUAAUUAAAGAUUCUUGUGUAUAAAAAUGUAUACAUACAAUUUUUUUCUAAAUUUUGAAUAACCUAGUCAAAUUAAACGUUUAAUUUAUAUUUUUUUUCUUUAAAAUCAAAAAUAAAUCCAUAAAUAAUUAUUUUUUCAAUCAAUGUUUUAGUAUAUACUCUUAAGUAUUGUGUGGAAUUGGUGAUCUUAUACUUUAUUAUUUAGUUUUAUGAUAUAAUAUUGAAAAAGGUAUAUUUUGGUAAUUUUUUAUGCUCAAAAUGAGAACUUAGUAGAAUUUAGAAUAGUCCGGGUUUGAAAAUAAUUGGAUCACAUGUAAAAUGAUUACAUUGAGAAGAAAUAUAUUUGUACAAAGUAUUAUUUGAUAUUUUAAAAUUACCAAAAUUAACAAUUCGUACCGAAUGAUAUUGUCCGGACCUAAAAGGCAGAAUCCCUUUAGUCAUUUAUUCAAUUGUGAUAGAAAUUUUUUUCUAAUAAUACUUUUUGAUUUUUCUCUGUGAUGGUGUAUGUGAUUUUAUGUUCAAUUUCGAUAAAUAUUCGAACCAAUUAUAAUAAAUUUAAAACGAAAAGUAAUGUUUUGAUUUAACUAAUAAUAGUUAUUUAAAUAAUUUUCGAUAAAAUUAUUGAAUCUACCUGUUAUAUUCAAAUAUUUUAUAUCACUUGAAUUUUAUUUUCAGAUAAAAUUGUUUUUGAAAUAUAUGUUCAAAUAUAACCUAUAUUUACAUAAUUUAUAUUUCAAGACAAAUUAUUUAUACCCAAAAUUGCCAUCUAGCUUAUUGAAUACUUCCUUAUUGUUAGACGAGCUAAUAUUUUAUAGGUUAUGUGAGCCCAACAAAAAGUUUACACAUACCUGGACU
This is a messenger RNA of Diorhabda sublineata, 6834 nucleotides long. It is a transcript of the gene Atet, whose product is annotated as ATP-binding cassette sub-family G member 4. Gene Ontology annotation, molecular function: ATP binding; ATP hydrolysis activity; ABC-type transporter activity. The coding region runs from base 205 to 2382 and encodes 725 amino acids. Gene Ontology annotation, cellular component: plasma membrane. The record is from RefSeq and is a predicted model, not a curated record. The transcript is spliced from 9 exons. Lineage: Eukaryota; Metazoa; Arthropoda; Insecta; Coleoptera; Chrysomelidae.